Molecule: messenger RNA, 1869 nt
Organism: Coffea eugenioides
Lineage: Eukaryota; Viridiplantae; Streptophyta; Magnoliopsida; Gentianales; Rubiaceae
Product: WEB family protein At3g02930, chloroplastic
Exons: 1
Coding region: 1-1869 (622 amino acids)
Source: RefSeq, a predicted model, not a curated record
AUGAGGCAGGCCGAGGAUGAGUUGAAGACGUCAAAGGAACAAUUAGAUUUUGCUGAGGAUGAAAGAAGUCGAGCAUUCAAUGAACUCAGGGAGGCGAAACGAUUAGUUUAUGAGGCCAAUAUGAAGGUUAAUGAGGUAUUGUCCCCUAGGAAGACAGGGGAACUAAUGACAGAAGUUAAGAAUUUGAAGGAAUUGCUGGCUAAUUCACUGAAAGAAUUGAAGUUGAAGGAUGAGAAGAUUGAGUGUUUGAAGCUAGAGCUCCAAGAGGCGAAACAGUUUGAGGUUAAAUUGGCUGAGAGAGAUGCAUCAUUAGCCAGAUGGAAAGAGGAAUUUGAUAAAGUGAAGGGUUCGGAGGCUUAUGCAUUGGAUUUACUAUCUGCAGGUGAAAAGAGGAUUGAGGAACUAGAAAAUGAAGUUCAAAGAGGAAAUGUAUCUGAAGCCAAAAUGCUCGAUUCAUUAGCAUCCCAGACAAAACAGCUUGAGCAGAUUAAGAUUGAACUUGAAGAAUCUAAGCUAGAAAUUGCUGCUUUAAAUGAGAGGAUCGUGUCAUCUCAGGAACCCUCCAAGCAAAAUAGUAGUGAAUGUAAUCGACCUGACAGAAAGGGGGAAAAUGAAAUUUUGAUAGGGGAUGCUGGGAGUACAAGGUCUGAGCAAAAAUUGGCAAAGCAGAAUCUGUCUCUAGGUAAGAAGGAUGCUAAUAUUGCCUUGUCAAAUUCUAAGACUUCACUUGAUGAGAUGCAAUUACUGAAAAAUGAGCUGAAAUUGGCCAUUGAAGCUGAAGAAAAGAGCAAGAAAGCCAUGGAUGAUUUAGCACUGGUACUAAAGGAAGUUGCAACGGAAUCCAAUCAGGCAAAAGAGAAACUCAGCGUUGCAUAUUUGCAACUAGAACAAGUAAAGGGAGAAGCAGAACAACUGAAGGUUAUUGUAAGGAGCACUGAAGAAAGGUAUGAACAGCUUCUCGAUGAAGCCAAAAAAGAAGCAGAGCUGCACAGAAACACCGCAGAUAGAUUAAGGGUAGAAGCUGAAGAAACACUUUUGGCAUGGAAUGGAAAGGAAAUGGGCUUUGUGAGCUGCAUAAAAAGAGCUGAAGAGGAAAGGGCUGUUGCUCAACAUGAGAACGCCAGACUUUCUGAGUCUCUUAAAGCGGCAGAACAUAAGAUGAGAGCAGCAAGGGACGAGAGCUACAAACUGAGAGAUAUACUCAAGCAGGCUAUCAAUGAAUCUAAUGCAGCAAAAGCUGCUGCUGGACUUGCAAGAGAUGAAAAUUCUCACCUCAAGGAUAUUCUGGCCGAAAAGGAUGAAGCUCUGUAUUUUCUCACUCAGGAAAAUGAACGGCUGAGAAUCAAUGAGGUUGCAGCUCAAGAAAAUGUCAAGGAGUUAAAGCAACUGCUUUCUAUAGCAACAAGAGAUCGUAAAACUCAAAGUAAGACUGAGGAUGGGGUCUUGAGGUCCCAAAGUUUUGACCUUGGGAACAUUGAAGAUGAGACGAAACCUGUGAGAAAGAAUUUCAGCUUCAAUCUCAAGGAACUGAAGUUUUCAAAUGACACUGAAGAUUCCGACCAGACUAUUAGUCACGAGGAUCCUGAAAAGGCAGAGGCGCUCAAGGGUUCAAUAUUUGAUAGUUCAACUGAUUCGCCAAGAUCAGAACCCCGAAGUCCAAGACUAGUGCCUCAUCAUCGGAAAGAGUCUUCUUCUGUCUUUACAGAUGAUGGUGAUACGCCAAUGUCAGAAGAUUUAGAUCAUCUAGACAAUAGUAACUUCGAUGAUUCAGAUAGUGAUAGAAACCACCGAAGAAGGAGAACAAUGUUUCGCAGGGUUGGAGAUCUCAUUAUGAGAAAAAGCUUUUCACAAAAGGGAACCAUUAACUGA